Pomacea canaliculata is the source of this 1113-nucleotide messenger RNA. RefSeq lists its product as uncharacterized. The record is from RefSeq and is a predicted model, not a curated record. Lineage: Eukaryota; Metazoa; Mollusca; Gastropoda; Architaenioglossa; Ampullariidae. Bases 1 to 849 code for a protein of 282 amino acids. Gene Ontology annotation, cellular component: membrane. The transcript has 7 exons. Gene Ontology annotation, molecular function: glutamate-gated receptor activity.
AUGUUGCUGCAACAAAGAGAGAUGCUGGCUGUUAGUUCUGUGGUGUGGACAUUGGUACUGACACAGCCAGACCGAGUGUGUCAGUCCGGUGUGUCCAGCGACAGAAUAUCCGCGAGCCAAGCUCUCAGAGAAGUCAUCGGACUGCUUGAGUGGUUGGAGGUGACAGUUAUCAGUAACAGUCAAAUCGGCGAUGCGAAUGUCGAUAUUAAGGACUUGACCGAUGACCUGACUGCGGCGAGCCUGGCGGUGCUGGUGGUGGACGUGGGUUUGUCACAGAUCGCUCAGCUGGACUUGGCGACACUGCCAACCCACAAUGUUGUCGUUGUUGGUUCUGCUGACUUUGUGACAGGAGUGUUUCAUGGAUUGAGGCACUUUCAGUUCACAACAAGAUGGAUCACCAUUUUGGCGAAAGAAGAUCUCCGUCCAUUUGAAGCUACAGUCCAAGGUUUUGAAAACGUCUUGGUUGUUGCGAAUAAAACGACAGGAGGAGCUGAGCUGUGGACUCUACUUCGUGAGGGAGAGAAGUGCAAAUUCAGAUUCUUGUCCUCGCUGCCCCUCACUACCGUCCGGUUAACCCCACAAGUUAUCUUCCCCAACCCUGGACUGGGGCUGGGGGUCAGACAACUCAGGAUCGUAGUAAUGGAGAGAUCCUUCUUCCUAUUCAAAUCCAAAGAGACAGAAGCUUAUGAAGGCGUGGUCAUGGAUAUGCUGACUGAAAUCGCAAGAAAACUCAAUUUCAGCUGCGUUCUCUUACAAUCGCCAGACGGCACUUGGGGCGAAGUGAAUGCGAAGAAAGAGUGGACAGGCGCCAUCGGCAUGCUGACUCGAAAUGUGAGUAGAACUCACUGACCCCAACUACUGAUACACUUCUUUCUUCUUAAAACAAACUAAACUCGUAAAAUCCCUUGUAGAGAUACAUGAACAACUUCUUUGAAUAUUCCGAAAGAAAAACGACCGAUGAUGUAAGAAAGUGAAAUCUCUGAGAGUUAAAGAGAGAAUAUUAUUUUUAUAUGCUGCCAGGGCCGCCGAGAGCCAGCCCGGGCCCCGGGACAGACGACCUCUCCGGGCCCCUUGUACUUGUAAUCGUAAAUUAUUUCCCCAGUAUAUAAUGUA